GCAUCGGGAGGGCCUGAGGAGUGUGUGUGUGAGGGGCUGCGCGGUGCCCCUCGGGCGGGCCUGAGCUCCGCAGUCGGCUCGGCGUGCCCGCCCAGCCCAGCCUCCUCCCCGCCCAGGCGGCUCCCGGGGCCCACGUAAUAGUACAGAAGCCAGUAGAAAACGGUUCCUCGGAAAUAAAGGCCAGCAGACCCGGUUUGGAUUGCGCCUGUUCUCUGAACCUGAAUAAUGACUGCUGAAUCAAGGGAAGCCACGGGUCUGUCCCCCCAGGCUGUUCAGGAGAAGGAUGGUAUUGUCAUUGUGAAGGUAGAAGAGGAAGAUGAGGACCACAUGUGGGGGCAAGAUUCCAGUCUGCAGGAGACGCCUCCUCCGGACCCGGAGAUUUUCCGCCAGCGUUUCAGGCGCUUCUGCUACCAGAACACUUUCGGGCCUCGGGAAGCUCUGAGUCGACUGAAGGAACUUUGUCAUCAGUGGCUGCGACCGGAAAUCAACACCAAGGAGCAGAUCCUGGAGCUGCUAGUGCUGGAGCAGUUCCUUUCCAUCCUGCCCAAGGAGCUGCAGGUCUGGCUGCAGGAGUACCGGCCCGACAGUGGAGAGGAGGCCGUGACGCUUCUGGAAGACUUGGAGCUGGAUCUGUCAGGACAGCAGGUCCCAGGUCAAGUUCAUGGGCCUGAGAUGCUGGCCAGAGGGAUGGUACCCUUGGAUCCAGUUCAGGAGUCCUCAAGCUUUGAACUCCAUCCUGAGGCCACCCAAUCACCUUUCAAGCAUUCAUCUCAGAAACCUCGCCUCGUACAGUCCCGAGCUCUCCCUGCCACCCACGUUCCUGCCCCUCAACAAGAGGGGCAUCCCAGAGACCAGGCGGCAGCAUCUGCACUAUUGACAGCAGAUUCCCAGGCAAUGGUGAAGAUCGAGGACAUGGCUGUGUCCCUCAUCCUGGAGGAAUGGGGAUGUCAGAACCUGGCUCGGAGGAAUCUCAGUAGGGACAGCAGGCAGGAGAAUUACAGGAAUGUGUUUGCCCAGGGUUGUGAAAACAGCAAGAAUGAGUCGACCUCAAAGGCUGAAGUCACUGAAAAUUCCACAUGCCCUAGGGAAACAACAGGAAGAUUCCAGAAAGAGUUUGGAGAGAAACGUGAACAGCAGGGCAGGGUAAUGGAAAGGCAACAGAGAAACCCUGAGGAGAAAAACAACAAAGAGAAGAAAGAGUCUGGGCCAGCUACAGCCAAGGAGAAAAAACCCGCCACAGGAGAGAGAGGGCCACGAGAAAAGGGCAAAGGCUUGGGGAGAAGCUUCAGUCUGAGUUCAAACUUGAACCCCACCUCUGAGGACACUCCCCCAGGAGCCAAGUCUCACCGUUGCGAUGAAUGUGGAAAGUGCUUCACAAGAAGCUCAAGCCUUAUCCGCCAUAAGAUCAUCCACACUGGAGAGAAGCCCUAUGAAUGUAGCGAGUGUGGGAAAGCCUUCAGUCUCAACUCCAACCUUGUCCUGCAUCAGCGAAUCCACACCGGAGAGAAACCUCACGAAUGCAACGAAUGUGGCAAAGCCUUCAGUCACAGCUCAAAUCUCAUCCUGCACCAGCGCAUCCACUCUGGAGAGAAGCCCUAUGAAUGUAAUGAGUGUGGGAAAGCCUUUAGCCAGAGCUCAGACCUCACAAAGCACCAGAGAAUCCACACGGGGGAGAAGCCCUACGAAUGUAGCGAGUGUGGAAAGGCUUUCAACCGAAACUCAUACCUUAUUUUGCAUCGGAGAAUUCACACUCGAGAAAAGCCCUACAAGUGCACUAAGUGUGGCAAGGCCUUUACGCGGAGCUCAACUCUUACGCUGCACCACAGAAUCCAUGCCAGAGAGCGAGCCCCAGAGUACAGCUCAGCCUCCCUGGAUGCAUUUGGAGCAUUCCUGAAAGGUUGUGUGUACCGGGUACCGAGAAGACCUCCCCGCUUCCUAGAAGGGACGCUGCGCCCCCCGCGGGGCGGGGCGGGGCGGGGCGAUGACGCACUUCCGGCCGCGCCGCUGCUCGGUGAGCGGUGCGGGUUCCUGGCUCCCGGAGAGUCUCCGAGUCACGGCGAAGCCUGCCGGCCCCAGAUUCAACGUGUGACUCUAGACAACCUGAAACCCAGAGGAGCCAGUUCUGCUCCCCAAAGCCCUGUGAUUUCUGGACUCCCUGUGAUGACCAAGGUAGUGGGCAUGGCCAAAGUUCUGGGUCCCAGGCCGCCUCAGGAACCAGUGGGGCCUGCAACUGUGAAAGUGGAGGACGAGGACGAAAAGCAGAAGUGCCAAUCUAGCCUGGAGAUGUUCCGUCGGCGCUUCAGGCAGUUUGGGUACCACGACACCCCUGGGCCCCGUGAGGCCCUGAGCCAGCUGCGGGUGCUCUGCUGUGAGUGGCUGAGGCCCGAGAUCCACACCAAGGAGCAGAUCCUGGAGCUGCUGGUGCUGGAGCAGUUCCUGACCAUCCUGCCCCGCGAGCUCCAGUCCUGGGUGCAGGAGCACUGCCCUGAGAGUGCGGAGGAGGCGGUCACUCUCCUGGAGGACCUGGAGCAAGAGCUGGAUGAGCCAGGACUGCAGGUCUCAACUCCUUCAGAGGAACAGAGGCAGAAGAUGUCAUCUUCAGGAACCUCAGUGGCAUCCCUGAGCAGUAACCAAGCUCAGCCUGUGGACAGCAGCCCUAAGUAUGAGUGUUGGGGCCCCCUGUACAUCCAAGAGACUGGUGAGGAGCAGGACUUUCCUCAGGAUCCAAGAAAGAAUCAAGGUUGUAAGACUCCCCGGAAGGGUUUACCAGUAGAUGAGCAGAAAAGUUCUGAAGAAGAGUCUCACGCAGACGGACUCCAAAUGGACAUCAUCCCCGUGAUUAUUGCCAAUAAGUAUGGGGCCAGGUCAGAAAGGCAGUGGGUCAGCAAUCUUGAAAGGGGAGCAAAACCUCUGCAGGUCACAGGCUCCAGGAAGGGGGCAGACUCGGCUUCUAAGCCCGCCCCAGGAGAGAAGCGUUACAUAUGUGCCGAGUGUGGGAAGGCCUUUAGUAAUAGUUCAAACCUUACCAAACACCGCAGAACACACACCGGGGAGAAGCCUUAUGUGUGCACCAAAUGUGGGAAGGCUUUCAGCCACAGCUCCAACCUCACCCUUCACUACAGAACACACUUGGUGGACCGGCCCUAUGACUGUAAGUGUGGGAAAGCCUUUGGGCAGAGUUCAGACCUUCUUAAACAUCAAAGAAUGCAUGCAGAAGAGGCACCCUAUCAGUGUAAGGACUGUGGGAAAGCCUUCAGUGGGAAAGGCAGCCUCAUUCGACACUAUCGAAUCCACACGGGGGAGAAGCCCUAUCAGUGUAAUGAGUGUGGAAAGAGCUUUAGUCAGCACGCAGGUCUCAGUUCCCAUCAGCGCUUGCACACAGGAGAGAAGCCCUAUAAGUGCAAGGAGUGUGGGAAAGCCUUCAACCACAGCUCAAAUUUCAAUAAGCAUCACAGAAUCCACACUGGGGAGAAGCCCUACUGGUGUAAUCACUGUGGGAAAACCUUCUGUAGUAAGUCCAAUCUCUCUAAACACCAGAGAGUCCACACUGGAGAGGAAGAAGUUCCCUAAGUGUGAAGUGUCCUUAAGGUGUUUGGAUUUUGAAAACGUUAGGAUGUGAAUGCUAGGGAGAAGCCCUGUAACGCAAUAACAAGUCUGGUGGGCAGGUUUUGCUCCACUCGUUGUCUGGCAAUGCCAUGGAGGGAGAGCUGCACCGUGGCACAGUAGGCAGGUGGUCUGCAGUGUGGCCGUGGACUCCACACUGGUCAUCUGCCCAACAGAAUGCCCCCUCCCCACAUUGCAGGCCCCAGUGAGCGCGUGCAACAUUGUCUUCUGUGUAGUUGAGUGAUGUGUAUCCGUGUAGCUGAUGAAGAAACAUGCCGUUGUCUAACUGUUUAACAUGUAGUCCAGUUGUAGUUUGUAAGAGUUGAGCCACUGUGAGCACUGGUUCAGAAUAAACUAGCAUCGUGUAACACCCAG
This is a messenger RNA of Jaculus jaculus (lesser Egyptian jerboa), 3978 nucleotides long. RefSeq names its product zinc finger with KRAB and SCAN domains 1 (gene Zkscan1). Bases 226 to 3570 code for a protein of 1114 amino acids. The record is from RefSeq and is a predicted model, not a curated record. Gene Ontology annotation, molecular function: DNA-binding transcription factor activity, RNA polymerase II-specific; RNA polymerase II cis-regulatory region sequence-specific DNA binding. The transcript has 10 exons. NCBI's taxonomy places the organism in Eukaryota, Metazoa, Chordata, Mammalia, Rodentia, Dipodidae. Gene Ontology annotation, biological process: regulation of transcription by RNA polymerase II.